ACCAAAUUCCAAUAGUUUGUUUGCAUACUCAAACUAUACAUAUCAAUUAUAUAAGAUAUGAUAUAGCUUUUUCUUCAUGCAUGAUACUUUAUAUUAGAUUUACCAAUAAUUGAUUCUUCAAUUCUUUAGGGGAAAGAAUACACUACACACUUGAUCAAUUAAUAUGGGGUUGAGUGAUAUAGGUGCAAAGCUGCCACCAGGGUUUAGAUUCUACCCAAGUGAUGAAGAGUUGGUUUGCCACUAUCUUUACAACAAGAUUAUUGCUAAUGAUCAAGAUGCUUUAAAGGGUACUACUCUUGAGGAGAUUGAUCUUCAUAUUUGUGAGCCAUGGCAACUUCCUGAGGUGGCGAAACUGAAUUCAAGCGAGUGGUAUUUCUUUAGCUUUCGUGAUCGCAAGUAUGCAACUGGAUAUCGAACUAAUAGGGCCACAAAAACCGGAUAUUGGAAGGCUACCGGGAAAGAUAGAACGGUUUCUGAUCCUAAUACUGGUGUUGUAGUAGGGAUGAGAAAGACAUUAGUGUUUUACAAGAACCGAGCUCCAAAUGGGAUUAAAACUGGUUGGAUCAUGCAUGAAUUUCGCCUUGAAAACCCUCAUAUUCCUCCUAAGGAAGAUUGGGUGUUAUGUAGAGUAUUUUACAAGGCUAAAGGGGAUAAUAGCAACGAAUUCAAGUCACAAAACAAUGUUACUUCAUCAAAUACAGACUCAUAUCCUCUUCAUAUGACUGAUAACCAACCACCCGCGUGUGCUUGCUACCACCAGAUCACCGCCAACACCUCCCAUCAAAGUCCAUUGCUCCACGACCACCAUGAUAAAUUCAUCAACAAUAAUUUUAAUUAUGUUCUACCACAACUACUAGAAUCUACAAACCAAAAGAGUACUGUAUGCUCGAACACCAAGUGUCAAGAUCAAGAAUCUGGUUUGUUUUCUGACCUUGGUUUUGAUUUUAUCAUCCCUUCACCAAUGGAACUUGGAGAUGACAAUCAUGAGGAAAAUGGCAUGGUCUUCUUCUAGUUGUGUUUUGAUUACAUUAAUCAGGUAUAUAAAGUAUUAUUUAAAUAGAUAUAGAAAAAACAUUGAACAAUCCCCAUUUAAUUAUUUGUGAUACAUAUAUAGUAGUGUGAUUGUUUUGGAAU
Molecule: messenger RNA, 1134 nt
Organism: Erigeron canadensis
Lineage: Eukaryota; Viridiplantae; Streptophyta; Magnoliopsida; Asterales; Asteraceae
Product: protein CUP-SHAPED COTYLEDON 3-like
Exons: 3
Coding region: 164-1012 (282 amino acids)
Biological process (GO): regulation of DNA-templated transcription
Molecular function (GO): DNA binding
Source: RefSeq, a predicted model, not a curated record